AUGUUCACCAUCCUUCACAUCGACUCAACUUCUGACAAAGGCAAAAGUAUCUUUAGACCCUUCAAAAUCAGAAGAGGUCUGGUUCAUGGGCCUCAUUUUGAAAGUGACUACUUAUCAAAAUAUUCUGAAAUCCAAUUAGGCUUUGGAGAAAUGUUUUCAAUUCAUCUGAGAGACAGUACCAAUAGCACCAAAUGGUUUGAGUUGAAGAGUAACAAUCUAUACAAAAGUCCUCAGAACUUCGAAAAAGUUCAAAGAAGUUUUGAACGUAAAAUGAAUUCUAAUGCCAUUGUAAAAGAGGUAGGCUCCGGAUUUAAAAUUUAUAUUUCUAGAGUUGGUGACGAUGUAAACCUGUCUUAAAACUGCCUACUUUCAGGCCUACUCAACACUUCCAACCCUCAAACCAUUCUUCGAAGCAGCCUUACAAUGCGCUGAAGAAACUUAUCGUCAAAAGCACACAAAAGACAUGUGUAUGACACCAUUAGAUUGUGAUUACAAAAUCACGAAUUCAAUCCCUUGUGUUGUUAUGAAGCCAAAAUUCAAAAGAUUCGAUAACGGGAAAGGCGUCGUCUUACAUAUGGCGACACGAAAAGAGUUUGUUGAUAGGAGUGAUUGUAGCUUGAUCUAUUAG
This is a messenger RNA of Bursaphelenchus okinawaensis, 628 nucleotides long. The record is from the annotation of a GenBank genome assembly. Lineage: Eukaryota; Metazoa; Nematoda; Chromadorea; Rhabditida; Aphelenchoididae.